AUGUCCAUUGCUCACAGAAGGGGGGAUGUUUAUGGUGAUAUUGAUGUUGAAUUUGAUGAUGAAAUUAACCACCAUGAGGCUGAUGUUGAAGACCACCAAGAAGAUGAUGUUGAAGACCACCAAGAGGCGAAUGUUGUAGACCACCAUGAACCUGAUGUUGAAUACCACCAAGAAGACCAUGUUGAAUACCAUCAAGAAGUUGUUGUUCAAGAUGAAGUUGAGCAUCAUGAAGCUGUUGUUCAAGAUGAAGUUGACCACCAUGAAGUUGUUAUUCAAGAUGAAGUUGACCACCAUGAAGCUGAUGUUGAAGUUGACCACCAUGAAGCUGUUUUUGAUCAACAUCAACCUGUUUUUUAUAAGAAUUUUGUUGCCAACAAGAGGCGAUUACCUUCUGGGAGGAUCAUGAAACUGAAGUUAAGGAAGAAGGUGGUAACAAAAGAUGGAAGUGGGGAAAGUCAUGAAUCAGUCACUUUAAACUCGGCUAGGUGUUUUCUAUUAGGAUUAUGCCAAACACUAUGA
Lactuca virosa is the source of this 519-nucleotide messenger RNA. The record is from the annotation of a GenBank genome assembly. NCBI's taxonomy places the organism in Eukaryota, Viridiplantae, Streptophyta, Magnoliopsida, Asterales, Asteraceae.